Messenger RNA from Phytophthora infestans T30-4, 369 nucleotides. RefSeq lists its product as uncharacterized. The transcript has 2 exons. The record is from RefSeq and is a predicted model, not a curated record. Lineage: Eukaryota; Oomycota; Peronosporomycetes; Peronosporales; Peronosporaceae. Bases 1 to 369 code for a protein of 122 amino acids.
AUGAUCUGCACCAUCGACAAGGAUCUUUUCAAGUUAUGGCCAUUGCUGUCGUUCAUGCAGGGCAUUGGCACGCUCCAUCAAGUCGACGGUCGCGCGAUCGACCUUGGGCGAAAGAUCAUGCAUCUGCUUGACGAGCUGGGCAAGAAGUAUCCCGCGCUCGCGAAGCUGCUCGAUCCACCAACAGUUAUCUUCAACCUACAGGCUAUGAGCGUCAACCCGUCUGCAGUCGUCAUUCCCGCUGGACUCGCACCUGGAAAUUUACGCGCUGGUGAACUCAUCGGCCACCUGCGUGCUACGCUCGCUCCUAUCCUGCUGCCCGGCGUCGUCGCACAGUUUCAUUAUUUAAAUGCACCCAUGCAAAACCUCUGA